Messenger RNA from Pseudopodoces humilis (Tibetan ground-tit), 4123 nucleotides. RefSeq names its product EPH receptor B2 (gene EPHB2). The record is from RefSeq and is a predicted model, not a curated record. NCBI's taxonomy places the organism in Eukaryota, Metazoa, Chordata, Aves, Passeriformes, Paridae. Gene Ontology annotation, cellular component: plasma membrane; dendrite. Gene Ontology annotation, molecular function: protein binding; ATP binding; transmembrane-ephrin receptor activity. Gene Ontology annotation, biological process: axon guidance; ephrin receptor signaling pathway; protein phosphorylation.
CUUCCUUCCACAGAGACGCUGAUGGACUCCACAACGGCGACAGCAGAGCUGGGCUGGACGGUGCAUCCUCCCUCAGGGUGGGAAGAGGUGAGUGGCUACGAUGAGAACAUGAACACCAUCCGCACCUACCAGGUGUGCAACGUCUUUGAAUCCAGCCAGAACAACUGGCUGCGGACCAAGUACAUCCGGAGGCGAGGAGCACACCGCAUCCACGUGGAGAUGAAAUUCUCUGUCCGGGACUGCAGCAGCAUCCCAAACGUCCCAGGCUCCUGUAAGGAGACUUUCAACCUGUACUAUUUCGAGUCGGACUUUGACUCGGCCACCAAGACUUUUCCUAACUGGAUGGAGAAUCCUUGGAUGAAGGUGGACACGAUCGCUGCCGAUGAGAGCUUCUCCCAGGUGGACUUAGGCGGGCGGGUGAUGAAGAUCAACACCGAGGUGCGCAGCUUCGGGCCCGUCUCCAAGAACGGUUUCUACCUGGCCUUCCAGGACUACGGGGGCUGCAUGUCCCUGAUCGCCGUCCGCGUCUUCUACCGCAAAUGUCCCCGCGUGAUCCAGAACGGGGCCGUCUUCCAGGAAACGCUGUCGGGGGCAGAGAGCACCUCACUGGUGGCAGCCAGGGGGACGUGCAUUGCCAAUGCUGAGGAGGUGGACGUGCCCAUCAAGCUGUACUGCAACGGUGACGGCGAGUGGCUGGUGCCCAUCGGCCGCUGCAUGUGCCGGGCCGGCUACGAGUCGGUGGAGAACGGGACCGUCUGCAGAGGCUGCCCCUCGGGAACAUUCAAGGCCAGCCAGGGGGAUGAGGGGUGUGUCCACUGCCCCAUCAACAGCCGGACAACCUCGGAAGGGGCCACGAACUGCGUGUGCCGAAAUGGAUAUUACCGGGCAGACGCCGACCCCGUGGACAUGCCAUGCACCACCAUCCCAUCGGCUCCCCAGGCCGUGAUCUCCAGCGUGAACGAGACCUCUCUGAUGCUGGAGUGGAGCCCCCCGCGGGACUCGGGGGGCCGGGAGGACCUGGUGUACAACAUCAUCUGCAAGAGCUGCGGGGCGGGCCGCGGGGCCUGCACGCGCUGCGGGGACAACGUGCAGUUCGCCCCGCGCCAGCUGGGCCUCACCGAGCCCCGCAUCUACAUCAGCGACCUGCUGGCACACACCCAGUACACCUUCGAGAUCCAGGCUGUCAACGGCGUCACCGACCAGAGCCCCUUCUCCCCGCAGUUCGCCUCGGUGAACAUCACCACCAACCAGGCCGCCCCUUCAGCUGUGUCCAUCAUGCACCAGGUGAGCCGCACCGUGGACAGCAUCACCCUGUCCUGGUCCCAGCCCGACCAGCCCAAUGGAGUCAUCCUGGACUAUGAGCUGCAGUAUUACGAGAAGGAUCUGAGCGAGUUGAACUCGACCACAGUGAAGAGCCCCACCAACACCGUGGCAGUGCAGAACCUCAAGGCCGGCACCAUCUACGUGUUCCAGGUGCGGGCACGCACCGUGGCCGGCUACGGCCGCUACAGUGGGAAGAUGUAUUUCCAAACCAUGACCGAAGCCGAGUACCAGACCAGCGUGCAGGAGAAGCUGCCGCUCAUCAUCGGCUCCUCGGCGGCUGGGCUGGUGUUCCUCAUCGCCGUGGUGGUCAUCGGCAUCGUGUGUAACAGAAGACGGGGCUUUGAGAGGGCUGACUCGGAGUACACGGACAAGCUGCAGCACUACACCAGCGGCCACAUGACUCCAGGGAUGAAGAUUUAUAUCGAUCCUUUCACCUACGAAGAUCCCAAUGAGGCUGUCAGGGAAUUUGCAAAAGAAAUCGAUAUCUCUUGUGUCAAAAUCGAGCAGGUGAUUGGGGCAGGGGAGUUUGGUGAGGUGUGCAGUGGGCAUCUCAAGCUUCCAGGCAAAAGAGAGAUCUUUGUGGCCAUCAAGACCCUCAAAUCUGGCUACACAGAGAAGCAGAGGCGGGACUUCCUGAGUGAGGCCAGCAUCAUGGGGCAGUUUGACCACCCCAAUGUCAUCCACCUGGAGGGGGUGGUCACCAAAAGCUCUCCAGUCAUGAUCAUCACUGAGUUCAUGGAGAACGGCUCACUGGACUCCUUCCUGCGGCAAAACGACGGGCAGUUCACGGUGAUCCAGCUGGUGGGGAUGCUGCGGGGCAUCGCCGCGGGCAUGAAGUACCUGGCGGACAUGAACUACGUGCACCGGGACCUGGCCGCCCGCAACAUCCUGGUCAACAGCAACCUGGUGUGCAAGGUGUCCGACUUCGGCCUCUCCCGCUUCCUGGAGGACGACACCUCCGACCCCACCUACACCAGUGCUCUGGGGGGGAAGAUCCCGAUCCGAUGGACGGCACCUGAGGCCAUUCAGUACCGAAAGUUCACCUCGGCCAGCGACGUGUGGAGCUAUGGAAUAGUCAUGUGGGAGGUGAUGUCCUACGGAGAGCGGCCCUACUGGGACAUGACCAACCAGGAUGUGAUAAAUGCCAUUGAGCAGGACUAUCGACUGCCACCACCCAUGGACUGCCCAAAUGCCCUUCACCAGCUGAUGCUUGACUGUUGGCAGAAGGAUCGAAACCACAGGCCCAAAUUUGGGCAAAUUGUCAACACCUUGGAUAAAAUGAUCCGAAAUCCGAACAGCCUGAAAGCCAUGGCACCUCUCUCCUCUGGGAUGAACCUCCCCCUCCUUGACCGCACAAUCCCGGAUUACACCAGCUUCAACACUGUGGAUGAGUGGCUGGAUGCCAUCAAGAUGAGCCAGUACAAGGAGAGCUUUGCCAGUGCUGGUUUCACCACCUUUGAUGUAGUAUCUCAGAUGACUGUAGAGGACAUUCUGCGAGUUGGGGUCACUUUAGCAGGACACCAGAAGAAAAUCCUCAACAGUAUCCAGGUGAUGAGAGCACAGAUGAACCAAAUCCAGUCUGUGGAGGUUUGAUAGCUGCCUGUCCUCCCUCUCCUCCUCCUCGAGGCCCUGCUCCCCUUUGCCCCUGUAUGUCCAAGCUCCAGUUCCUGAGUGUUCUGCAUGGAGCAGAGACAGGCAGCUGCUCUGAGGAGUGGGAGGGAACACCCUGUCCUCAACAAUGAGAAGUCGCCAAGAGCUUCUAGAAUUUAAGCAAUGGAAAAAGGGAACAAAACAAAACAAACAAACAAACAAAAAAAGGACAACUAUUUUGAAAAAAAAAAAUAAAAAUGAACGAACUACAAAAUAUUUUUAAAUAAUAAUAAAGCAAUUGCAUUCUUGAAAAGGGCUCCAAGACCAAUGGGAGUCUCCAAAGGAAGAGAAAAGAGCAGCUUCACGUUUCCUCUUGCACAAGGCUGCUGCAGCUGGACCCAGGCACCUCUGGAGCAGUGGGACUUCUCCAGGAAGAGGAAAGCAAGGAAAAGGCCACGAGAAGCACAUCUCUUCCUCCCGUGGGCGCUGGGAACAGCGUGAGCCAGGCCCUUCCCCAGAGCCCCUGUCAGCAGAUCAGACGGGGAGAGCUGAAGCUCUUUGGUGCUGUGGAACCAAGUGCAUCUCAGAAACUGAUGGACUUCUUCAAAAGCUGAAGACUUUUUUUUUUUAAAAAAAACAAAACAAAACAAAAACACAACAAAUAAACUAAGACUAGAGGAGGCUGUUUCCGACAAAUGAGAAGGAAUCUGUAACGCCUUGGGGGGUGGGGAUGGGGAAAAGCAAUCCUUUUUACAUCUCUUAUUUUCUCUUGUCAUGGAACAGUUUUGUGAGUGACAGUUUCCUAAGGGUCCGUCCAUCCGCCCUCCAAUGGCAUCGUGUCUCAUACAUAUCAUUGCUCAAGACUUUUAGUGAUAUCCUUUCUAGAUGCCAAUGAUCUUUUCCCAGAAGACUUCCCAAGUACAGUAUGUAGUAGUUUUUGAUUACAAAUGCUGACGUGUACCUUUAUUUUUCGGUUGUCAUUGUUGGGAGAUUUGUCCUUUUGCAUUGUUUUGUUAACACCAGUUUGUGAGUUUGGGGGUUGGAAAUUUUCGGUUGGUUGGGGGUUUGGUUUUGUUUUUUUUUUUUUAUAAUGAAAAAGAAAUGACAUCUCCAAGCAUCAUAUCAUCCAAGAACUUAAAUCCCUUCCCUGUGGAAGGAAAAAUUGCAGCUUAUUGACCAUAUGCCAGGAGAAAAAGGUUUUUUAUAUGCA